CCAUUGCGUAGAACGUCCCGCGCAAACAACACGUCCCGAGACAUAUCAGAGUCAAGGUCCACCGGUUCCCUCCACGCUCACGCUUCUCUCUCUUUGGUCUCAGCUUCCUCGAUAUCUUCGCUUUUCUCCAUUCUCCUGUCAGAGACCCCUCUCUCCAAACCCUCGUUCCCAUCCCUCUUUCCUUUCUCUUCAAGCAAUCUCAGGCAUCUCUCUUCCUCUCAUGCAUUCGACGCCUGUGACUGAGAUUGAGGUUGAGCUUGAGCUUGACGCCUGCUCGCCCCUGUGCUAGCCUGGGCUCGAGGCCAAAUGCAUCCCAGCGCCGGACCGGCGUCGCCGUCGUCCACGUCCAAACCCACCCUGGAAGUCAUCACCCAACUCCUCUCUUUCCUUCUCCUUUCGUCUCUUUCCGUCAAGUCCUUCAUCGGACGGUGGCAAGUCCUCCGCUCUAAGCUCUCAAGUCUGCAGUCCUCUAUCGUUGAAAUCUCCGAUUCGCCCCACUGGUCGGAAAAUCCUCUUUUCCAAACCCUCAUUCCGAGUCUUGUAUCCACUCUCCAGCGCCUCAAGUCGCUCUCUGAUCAAUGCGCCGACUCGGCAUACGCCGGCGGGAAGCUUCUCAUGCAGAGCGACCUCGACAUGGCCUCCGCUUCACUCUCGAAACAGCUUCAUGACCUCGACUUACUCCUCAGAUCCGGUGUCCUCCGCCAAUCGAAUGCGAUUGUUCUUUCGCAGCCUGGUCCUGGUUCGGCCAAGGAGGAUUUAGGGUUCUUUGUUAGAGAUCUUUUCACGAGAUUACAAAUCGGAGGCAUCGAGUUCAAGAAGAAAGCUUUGGAGUCGCUGCUUCAGCUUCUGGCAGAUGAUGAAAAAGCUCCAGUUACGGUGGCGAAGGAAGGUAACAUUGCGUAUUUGGUGCAUUUGCUUGAUAUGAAUAAUCAUCCCUGUAUUCGAGAACAAGCGGUUACGGCGAUUUCUGUACUGGCGUCUGCCAGCGAUCAAUCUAUAAAAUGCGUUUUCGAAGAAGGCGGCUUGGGGCCUUUGUUGAGAAUCCUUGAAACAGGAUCGGUGACACUGAAGGAGAAGGCGGCGAUUGCCGUGGAGGCUAUCACUGCCGAUCCCGAAAAUGCGUGGGCGGUUUCUGCAUACGGCGGUGUCUCGAUAUUGAUCGAAGCGUGCCGAUCUGCUACUUCGUCGACGCAGACGCACGCUGUUGGUGCCCUUAGAAACGUAGCUGUCGUGGAAGAUAUUAGAAACUCGUUGGGGGAGGAAGGAGCUGUUCCGAUACUAGUCCAAUUACUGGCUUCCGGCAGCGGGCCAGCCCAAGAAAAGGCCGCGAACUGUAUAGCGAUCCUCGCCUCUUCCGGUGAGUAUUUUAGAGCUCUGAUAAUACAAGAAAGAGGAUUGCUGCGAUUGAUGCAAUUGCUUCAUGACCCAUCAAGUUCGGAAGCGUUAGAACACGUCCUCCGAACGCUCAUCUCACUCUCAGCCUCCGAUUCCAUAUCCAGAUCCUUGUCCUCAUCAACCGCUUUCAUCAUCCAACUCUCAGAGUUGAUCAAGCACGGAAACAUUAUUCUACAGCACAGCGGUGCCUCUCUGCUCGCUCAUCUGUCCAUAAGCGACGGGAACAAACGCGCCAUUGCCAGUUGUUUGGCUUCUCUGGUGAAGCUAAUGGAGUCGUCGAAGCCUGUGGGAUUGCAGGAGGUGGCGGCACAGGCACUCGUUUCAUUGCUGACCGUUCGAUCAAAUCGAAAAGAGUUGGUUAGGGAUGAGAAGAGUGUGAUGAGGUUGAUGCAGAUGCUGGAUCCUAAGAGUGAACUAGUAUGUAAAAAGUUUCCUGUGGCGGUCGUCGCCGCGACUCUCGCCGGAGGGAGUCAGGGUUGUCGUAAGAGGUUGGUAGCUGCCGGGGCUUACCCUCUGUUGCAGAGGCUCGCCGAAACAGAGGUCCCCGGAGCCAGAAAGGCGUUGCAAAGACUGGCCGGAAAUCGGCUGAAGAGCAUCUUCAGCAGGACUUGGAGGGAAUAACCAGCAAAGCAACUAACCCCGACCAGCAAAGGAGGAGGAGGAGGCCGUUUGGAUUUUCUAACUGUCGAAGAGGGAACUAGUUUUCCUGGACUGAGCAACCAACAAACACACACUUCGUAUACGCUUUAAUCAAUUAAACUUAUAAUAUCAUUUAAUAUUAUAUGUCACAGCGGCAUGGAUGCGGUUUUUAGGGAGUAUCCUUGUUUUUUCUUUUCUUCUUUUUUUAUUUUUAUUUCUUUCUUUUUAAUUUAAUUUUAAUUCAUUCACUCAUGAAAGCUGCAAGAGUGUAAGAGGGAAGUUGAUGAAGUCUGUUAUUACUAGUAUUAUUUCGUUUUUUUUUUUUUUUUGAAAUUCGAAAUGUUCUGAUUAUCACCUCUGCUUGAUAAUGUACAUCCCAGGAGUCUUUGUUCCUAUAUAUGUAAUGUACACUGAGUAGUCUAGUUGGAAAGUGUGUAACCGUUUUAGUGUGCCUCAUUUUUUACUUUGAUUAGUGUGGAUUUUGUUAUAUCA
Vitis riparia (riverbank grape) is the source of this 2526-nucleotide messenger RNA. RefSeq names its product protein CELLULOSE SYNTHASE INTERACTIVE 1. Gene Ontology annotation, molecular function: protein binding. The coding region runs from base 307 to 2016 and encodes 569 amino acids. NCBI's taxonomy places the organism in Eukaryota, Viridiplantae, Streptophyta, Magnoliopsida, Vitales, Vitaceae. The transcript has 2 exons. The record is from RefSeq and is a predicted model, not a curated record.